Messenger RNA from Galeopterus variegatus (Sunda flying lemur), 790 nucleotides. It is a transcript of the gene TMEM181, whose product is annotated as transmembrane protein 181. The record is from RefSeq and is a predicted model, not a curated record. NCBI's taxonomy places the organism in Eukaryota, Metazoa, Chordata, Mammalia, Dermoptera, Cynocephalidae. The transcript has 6 exons. Gene Ontology annotation, molecular function: toxic substance binding. The coding region runs from base 96 to 617 and encodes 173 amino acids.
AAGAGGUUUAGCGCUGAGUGGAGUUGCAGAAAGCCCCGGAGGAGCACCUGGAGUCCUCGCUGUGUGCAGCCGCGCCUGGCAGGAGGCUGGCGCCCAUGCGGCUCUACACACUCUCCAAGCGCCAUUUCGUCCUCGUGUUUGUUGUCUUCUUCAUCUGUUUUGGCCUGACCGUCUUUGUCGGGAUCAAAGGACCCAAGGUGAUCCAGACUUCUGCAGCUAAUUUUUCACUAAAUAAUAGCAAAAAGCUGAAGCCAAUUCAAAUACGUUCCAAUCCACUGUCUACAUAUAAUCAGCAACUAUGGCUGACAUGUGUUGUCGAGCUGGAUCAAUCGAAAGAAACUUCUAUUCAGACAAGCUUUCUCAUGACAGUUAAAGUUGAUGGUGUAGCUCAAGAUGGAACCACAACGUACAUUCAUAACAAAGUUCACAAUCGGACGAGGACCCUCACUUGUGCAGGGAAAUGUGCAGAAAUUAUUGUGGCUCACCUUGGCUACUUGAAUUACACUCAGUAUACUGUGAUUGUGGGAUUUGAACACCUGAAGCUACCCAUCAAGGAAAUGAACUUCACAGUAAGUGGACUAGUGGUCUGCACAUGUUUCCACAGUUUAUUUUUUUAAUAGUUCCCAGUCUUUUGUUGAGUGAUUGAAAUUUGCCACAGCAUCUAAGUAAUGUUAUUUUGGACAGUGGAAGAAUGUAAAGUUUUAAAAAAAUUAUAGGAAAAUCCAAUUUCUUAGGUGUAUAGAACCAAGAAUAGCUUAAAGAAACGGCAUAGAAAUUGGAAAAAUAGUAG